ACCUUGACGUCUGUCACUGUCAAUCUUGAAAAAGUUUAUUUAUAUAUUAUAGAAAUAACAGAAGUAUGUAAGGGUAUAAAAGCUUAAAAGUCCAAAUAAUUAUAACAAUAAUGGCAUACUUUCACUAUCGGUGUGGUGAAAGAAUUACAUUAAUAAACGAAAACUGUACUGCCAUUCGAAAUGAAAGUGAAUUUGAUCAUGGCUUGGUCAUUUCUGCAGAACCCCUACAAAAUGAUGUCCUUUUUGAAAUAAAAAUUGAUAAAAAGGUCAAUACAUGGUCAGGAAGUUUAGAAAUAGGUGUAGUUGACUGUGAUCCUUUAGAUUUUGAUUUUCCUCCAUGUGCAUCAAAAAUACAAUCUGGUUCCUGGAUUAUGUCAGGAACAACAGUUUUUAAAAAUGGUGCCUGUCUUGUGGAGGGCUAUGGAAUGGAUCUAGAUAGACUUAACCAAGAUGAUAGAAUUGGAUUAAUGAGAACAAGUGAGGGAGAUCUGGUUUUUUACAUAAAUGGUGAAUCUCAAGGUGUGGGAGCUGAAGAUCUACCUAAUGUGGUAUACGCUAUUGUUGAUUUAUAUGGAAAAUGUGUUCAGGUUACAAUUACGAGCCCAGCAUUUCGAGAGCACAAUAAUGAUGACUGUCUUAGUGGCAGUUCUGUUUUAGCUAUUGACAAUGACAUUCUCAAUGUUACUCUUGGAGGUGAUCUUAGUGAACUUAGUAUGAGUAGCAGCAAUAGUCUAGAUAUCAGGAUGGAUAUGAAUGUCAGCAGCUAUGGAUGCCCUACUGAACCUCCCUCUUCUUCACAUCGUUAUAAGGGGCAGGCGAGAAUGGGAUAUUAUAGACUGAGAAAAAACCUGAGAAUCUUAAUAUUUAAUUUAGGACAUAGUAAUAUCAUAAAUAAAAUUAGGAAUAACGUAUGGAUGAUAUCCUAUGAACUUCAACCAUAG
Diabrotica balteata is the source of this 941-nucleotide messenger RNA. Lineage: Eukaryota; Metazoa; Arthropoda; Insecta; Coleoptera; Chrysomelidae. The record is from the annotation of a GenBank genome assembly.